AUGUCGGAUUCGGAGGGUAGCAGCGCGGAGAGCGUCCACGGCUCGGAGAAGUCGGAAACGCAGGAGGAAAUUAUGGUGCCGUUGCCGAAUCGGCAGAAUCCGAGUGGCGACAAGCUCGAGGAAUUCGAGAAGCUGCUCCAAUCGAUGAUGGAGUCCCGUUCACCCUCCCAGGAGGCAGAGGAAACCGAGGAGAACGACAGCGGGAGAAAGAUAGAAAUGGCGACACCGGACGGACCAACGGACUUCCGGCUGGAGUACAUCGGCGGGUUCGUGCAGAAAUCGUUAAAACUGAAGCCAGAGAAAUGGGGCAGGCUACUGCUCACCGAGGAGUACAGAAACGCGGUGAUGGAUUUCCUGGACAAUCCGUUGCCCGCGGCGAUUUUCGUUGUUCUGACGCCGAACGCGCAGCUGGUCGCGUCCUCCUCGUUUCCUAUACCUUGCCAGAGGGCCAAGGGUAUUUACGCGGUAAAAGUGAAGCAGACACCUCUGCCGAGGGAGAAGGAAGCUUGUUCCUCGAUGCUGAUUCUAGGCGAUCUAUCGUCUCGCGUCGUGGAUCAGUUGGCCACUCUGGUGGAUAAUGUGUUCGCUCCUCUGUUGACGAAACCGGAGAACCACAAGGAUCUACCGGAAAUCGCGGUGCAGGACAUCUGUAGACAUGUUCACUCUCUGCGCGGUACUCUGUACCAAGUGAAAGGACAGGUGAACGGCAGAACAGUUCUCCCGAUGCCAGCGGGAAUGGAGAAGGUAACGGAAGUGGAAAAGUUGGUCCGUUCCGAAGGGCCACAGGCCGUCGAUCUGUACCUGAAGAGCGCGAUCGAGGGUGUCGUGAUAAAAUGGGCGUAUCUGGUGAACGACGUCGUUGCUCAGGAAUCAGGCGCGGCCUUCGAAAACGGACAGAAUCCCACCCCCGACACGGAGCUGGAGUAUUGGUCCGCUAGAAUAGCGAAUUUAAGGUAUAUCUACGACCAAUUGCAAGAGGAUCGCGUGAAGAAAAUGGCCAGUAUCCUCGAGAAAACAGACAGCGCGUAUUAUCCCUGCUUCCGUACCCUGUUCGACAACGUGGUGUCCUCGAUGGCGGAGGCGAAGGAGAUCUCGUUGUAUCUGUCGCCUCUGGCUAGGUGCUUCAAAUCGGUCGAGGAGGUCGAUUUCUCCGAGGCUAAGCCGUUAAUGGCCAGCCUGAUACACUCGGUCGGAUUAGCCUGGUCGAAAUCCACCUACUAUCAGAGCUCCUCGAAGGUGAUCAUCAUGCUACGGCAGAUUUGCAACCUGUUGAUACAGGAGGCCCGUCGAUUUCUCGAUCCGGCAUCUAUCUUUCAGAGCGACGUAGACGAGGCGCUGCAGCGCGUUCAAAUGUCGAGAGGGGUGCUCGAGGAGUUCAAGCGUCAAUUCGAGAUGAGGAAAGACAUGCCAGCGAUGAAGCCUGACGCCCCGCCAUGGAACUUCAACACCACCGUGGUAUUUGGUCGAUUGGAUGCGUUUCUGAAGCGACUGGCAGACAUAGAAUGGCUCUUCGACACAGUCAUGGAAUUCUCGAAGCUGGAGAAAAUCGAAAUCGGCGGCAUACUCGGUCGAUCCCUAAGCACCAGGAUCAUUAAUGUCUACAAAGAAUUUCAGCAUCUAUUCGUGUCGUUCACCGUCAGGGCUGACGAUGCCUUGGAACCGGACGACGAAUCCUUCGCUAACGAUUGCAAGAAAUUUAACUUGGCAAUCACCGAUCUGGACAGCAAACUGGCUGCCAUUCUGUGCCAGGCUUUCGACGACUGUGGCAAUCUGGAGAGCGUCUUCAAGCUGAUAAAUAUCGCCGGAUCGGUGCUCGACAGGCCAGUGAUAAGCAAACAAUUCACGGACCGUUACACCAGGAUCCUGGAUCUCUUGAACGUCGAGCUGACGGUCGUCGAGGUGCUGUUCAAUCGUGGCACCAGAGGCGCGUUAAUUAAUCUUCCGCCUCUAGCUUCGGCGCUGACGUUUACCAGCAUGCUACGGCAACGGAUCGAAUUGCCGGUCCAGUCUUUCAAAGCUAUUCAACACCCGAAAAGCUCACGUGGUUCCAGGAUGGUGAACAGCGAGGAGGGGCGGAAUAUAGAGAGGCGAUACGAGAGGCUGAUAAAGAUAUUCAGCGACAAAGAAAGUGAUCUGUUCGCGGAAUGGGCGGAAACGGUUCCAGAAACCGUCCAGGUUGCCCUGAAUCGUAACAUUCUGACUCGAGAAAGGGACACUACGUUACUUCUGAACUUCGAUCCUGGUCUUCUGGCUGUUCUGAAGGAAGUGAAUUAUCUGAAGCAAAUGUCGCGAUCGGAUAUCCCCGAUGCGGCUAUAAAGGUGUACGAAAACGUGGAAACGUUCCGGAAAUUCCGCAGCCUGCUGGGAGCGACGGUGGACUCGUACAAUAAUAUCUGUAAAACCAGUACGCGGGUCGAGUUCCAGCUGAUCGAGAAGGAGAUAACGAGGAUCGAUUCCCUCGUGUCGCGUGGAGAGAACGAAUUAUGUUGGAAGUCGGACGGCGUUCUCCUGUACAUCGAGGAGCUCGGUUCGUUGGUCGAGGGCCUCUGGAGACGAAUCAAAUCCGCCCAGACGAACGUCGAGAAGAUCAAAGCGAUCCUGGAACCAUGGACAAGGAUCCCACUCAUCGAGAGGAAAGAUCGUCGUAGGGAUGCUUUAUUGUCGUUCGAUGAACGGCCGGAUAAAGUAUCGAAACGUUACGCCGAGAUCGAGAGAGCCGCUGAACAGAUUCACUCGUUGCUACGGGAGAACAGGUCGCUUUUCCAGGUUUCCGACGAAAUGGAGGAACCGUGGCGAAGAUACGUCGAGUAUAUCGACGGUAUUGUUGUGGAGUCCCUUCGGAGAGCAGUGGGAUGCUCGUUAGGCUACUUGGUGGAUAACAUGGAUUCGGUUGGACAAUGCGAAUCACUGUUGGAGGCAAAGUUGGAACUAAGGGAGCCCGAUCUCUAUUACGUUCCUUCGUUAGAACCGGACGAUCCAGACGGUUUGGACCAGUUGAUUCUACGUCUGUUGAACGAUAUAAUUGGCAUGGCUGCCCUGGUGCCGAGACUGAAAGACGAUCACUCAGGAUACGCUGAGGAAUUAGAAGAGGAUCCAGAUAUAAAGGGGAUGAAGAUUGAAAUUUUGAAUAACGUGACAACCGCUGUCGAGGACGCCACCGAGUUCUGUAGCAAUUUCGAAGGAUACGCCUAUCUCUGGUUAGACGACAGGGACGUAGUGAUGCAACAGUUCCUCGAGUAUAGCCGACAAUUGACGAUAGAGGAAAUGGAGAUGGUGGCCGUACAGGAUCCCAAGGGGCCGACACGGUCGCCGCCGAAAAUGGAGCAAUUCCGCGAGCAAAUCGACCUUUACGAGGGCCUCUAUCUCGAGAUCGAGGAAAUGGAACCGUCGAAAGUGUUUUGCGGCUGGUUCAGGGUGGACCUGAGACCCUUCAGACAGUCGGUCCUGAACAUGGUCUGCAAAUGGUCGAGCAUGUUCAAGAGACAUCUGGUCGAUCGCGUAACCAGCAGCCUCUCGGAUUUGGGAUCGUUUAUCAGGCGAGCAGACGAAGGCCUCCUGCAGCCUAUUCAACCAGGCGACUACGUCGGUCUAGUAAGCGUGAUGGGUUACCUCCUACAAGUGAAAGAGAGACAGCCGACGACGGACGAGAUGUUCCAGCCGCUGGAGGAGACGAUCGAACUGCUCAAGUUUUACGACCAGGACAUUCCCGAGGAGGUGAACGUUCUGCUCCAAGAGCUCCCGGAACAAUGGGCGAACACGAAGAAACUGGCACUUAUGGUGAAGCAGCAAGUCGCCCCGUUGCAGGCUGGCGAGGUGUCCAGAAUAAGGGGACGAAUCGCCGCGUUCGACACGACGAUAACGCACUACCGUGAGGCGUUUCGACGCUACAAUUUCUUCAAGUACGAGUGCCAGAACCCGUACGAAUUAUUGGACGAGGGCCACAAAGAGAUUCUGAUGCUGGAAACACAGAUGAAGGACAUCCAAGAGUCUGCCUCACUGUUCGAGGUGAUCGUGCCGGAGUUCAAGGUGUUGAGGCAGUGCAGAAAAGAGCUGAGAAUGCUGAAGCAGCUCUGGGACUACGUGAACAUCGUCAGAAGUAGCAUCGAGGGCUGGAAGACGACCCCGUGGCGAAAGAUCGACGUGGAGAAUAUGGACAUCGAGUGCAAGAAGUUCGCCAAAGAGAUUCGGGCCCUGGACAAGGAGAUGAGACUGUGGGACACGUACGUGUCUCUGGAGGCGACCGUGAAGAAUAUGCUGACGUCUCUGAGAGCUGUCGGAGAGCUCCAGAACCCCGCCAUUAGGGAGAGACACUGGAGACAGUUGAUGAAUAGCACUAAGGUGCGAUUCGUGAUGGACGAGUCGACGACACUGGCGGAUCUGUUGGAGCUGAAUCUCCAUGACUGCGAGGAGGAAGUGAAGAACAUCGUGGACAAGGCGGUUAAAGAGAUGUCGAUGGAACGAUACAUGAGGGAACUAAACGCCACGUGGUCGAAAAUGGAAUUCGAGAAGGAGAUCCACGCAAGAACCGGGGCUACCUUGAUCAGAGCCAGCGAGGAGCUGAUUGAAACUUUAGAAGAGAAUCAGGUGCAACUACAGAAUCUGAUCACCUCGAAGUUCAUCGCUCACUUCCUGGAGGAAGUUUCAAGCUGGCAGAAGAAGCUCAGCAUCGCAGACCAAGUGACGACGAUCUGGUUCGAGGUGCAACGGACCUGGAUGCAUCUCGAGAGUAUUUUCACCUCCUCCGAAGACAUACGAAAACAGCUGCCAGUGGACGCUGAGAGGUUUGAUCGAAUAGACAAACAGUUCAAGCUGAUGACGGAGGAGAUGGCGAAAACCCCGAACGUCGUCGAGGCUACCAACAAGGAAGGCUUGGUGACCGCUUUGGAUAUUUUGCAGAAAGAACUGGUCCUUUGCGAGAAAGCACUUGCGGAGUAUCUGGAAACUAAACGUCUGGCAUUUCCACGAUUUUAUUUCGUUUCGUCCAGCGACCUGUUGGAUAUAUUAUCGAACGGGAAUCAACCGCAAGUCGUGGCCAAGCAUCUGACGAAGCUGUUCGACUCGAUGGCAAGACUAAAGUUCGACGAUGAUGCUGACAAUGCGUCUAAACGUGUAUUAGGUAUGUUCGCGAAGGACGGAGAGUACGUAGAGUUCGCGAACUGCGAGAUGACCUGCGAGGGAGCGGUCGAAGCGUGGUUGAAUCGUCUUCAGAGGGCGAUGAGAGUGACCAUAAGACACUACUUCAGCGAGGCGGUGGUCGCGUAUGAAGAAAAACCUCGAGAACAAUGGCUGUUCGAUUAUCCAGCCCAGGUGUCACUAUGUGGAACACAAAUCUGGUGGACCACCGAUGUGAACAUCGCGUUCUCGAGAUUGGAGGAGGGCUACGACAACUCGUUGAAGGAUUACCUGAAGAAACAGAUCUCACAGCUGAGCAUUCUGAUCGCUUUGCUGAUAGGCGAGCUCACGAAACAGGAGAGGCAGAAGGUAAUGACGAUCUGCACGAUCGACGUGCACUCGAGGGACGUGGUCGCGAAGCUGGUGCAGUCCAAAGUGGAAACGUCGCAGGCGUUCCAAUGGCAGAGUCAACUACGUCACCGGUGGGACGAGAAGGAGAAGGAUUGCUUCGCUAAUAUUUGCGACGCCCAGUUCAAAUACUCGCACGAGUACCUGGGAAACACUCCCAGGUUGGUCAUAACGCCUCUAACGGACAGGUGUUACAUAACCUUAACCCAAUCCCUGCAUUUGAUCAUGGGAGGAGGCCCAGCCGGUCCCGCUGGUACCGGAAAAACCGAGACCACGAAAGAUCUGGGCAGAGCGCUGGGCAUAAUGGUUUACGUGUUCAAUUGUUCCGAGCAAAUGGACUACAAAUCCUGCGGCAACAUAUACAAGGGGUUGGCUCAGACGGGGGCAUGGGGUUGCUUCGACGAGUUCAACCGUAUCACCGUCGAGGUGCUGUCGGUGGUCGCUGUCCAAGUGAAAUCGAUACAGGACGCGAUCAGGGACAAGAAAGAACGAUUUAACUUCAUGGGGGAGAUGAUCAGUCUGGAGCCAACCGUGGGGAUAUUCAUCACCAUGAAUCCAGGUUACGCCGGUCGUACGGAGCUUCCUGAGAAUUUGAAAGCGCUCUUCAGGCCCUGCGCCAUGGUCGUGCCGGAUUUCGAGUUGAUCUGCGAGAUCAUGCUGGUGGCGGAGGGUUUCCAGGACGCGAGGAUCCUGGCUAGGAAGUUCAUCACGCUCUACACACUGUGCAAGGAGUUAUUGUCGAAGCAGGAUCAUUACGACUGGGGUCUUCGUGCGAUAAAGUCCGUCCUCGUCGUCGCCGGAAGUCUGAAGAGGGGAGACCCGGGCCGGCCGGAGGAGCAAGUGCUGAUGAGAGCCCUCAGGGACUUCAAUAUACCAAAAGUCGUGUCCGACGACCUGCCUGUCUUCAUGGGCCUAAUAGCAGAUUUGUUUCCGGCGUUGGACGUGCCCAGGAAACGGGAUGUUGAGUUCGAGAAGAUGGUGAAACAAGCGGCCGCGGAUCUACAGCUUCAGCCGGAGGAUGGGUUCAUCCUGAAAGUCGUUCAACUCGAGGAACUGCUCGAAGUAAGACACUCGGUGUUCAUCGUUGGGAUCGCGGGCUCUGGCAAGACUCAGGUCUGGAAGACACUGUUUAGGACCUAUCAGAACAUGAAACGAAAGCCCGUGUACAAUGAUCUGAACCCCAAGGCAGUGACCAACGAUGAACUUUUCGGAAUCAUCAAUCCAGCGACCAGAGAGUGGAAGGAUGGUCUGUUCUCGGUGAUCAUGAGAGAACAGGCCAAUUUAGGGGGUGAGAAUCCAAAAUGGAUUGUACUGGAUGGAGAUAUUGAUCCUAUGUGGAUCGAAUCUCUGAACACCGUGAUGGACGAUAACAAGGUUUUGACUUUGGCCAGCAACGAGAGGAUAGCUCUGACGCCUGUGAUGAGACUACUCUUCGAGAUCUCGAACCUGAGGACGGCUACACCGGCCACGGUGUCCCGAGCAGGUAUUCUGUACAUAAAUCCGCAGGAUUUGGGGUGGAAUCCUUACGUCACCAGCUGGGUGGAGAAAAGAACGUCGCCGAUUGAGAAGUCCAGUUUGGUGAUAUUAUUUGAUAAGUAUAUUCCUCCGUGUUUGGAGACACUGCGGUCGAGAUUCAAGAAGAUCACACCUAUCGCUGACAUGGCGCACGUUGAAAUGCUCUGUCAUCUUCUUCACUGUCUUUUAAAGCCGGAACUUACCGGCAGCGAGUUUUUGAAGGAACAUUACGAGCUCUAUUUCGUGUUUGCCGCUGUGUGGGCGUUCGGAUCAUCCAUGUUUCAGGAUCAGACGGUCGAUUAUCGGGUGGAGUUCAGUAAAUGGUGGACCAACGAGUUUAAGCAGAUUCGAUUUCCCCAACAGGGCACUGUCUUCGACUAUUACAUCGACGCCGAGACGAAGAGCUUCGUUCCGUGGACACAACGUUUGCCGAAGUUCGAAUUAGACCCAGAGAUGCCGUUGCAGGCGGUCCUGGUUUACACAGCCGAAUCCAUUAGGAUUCGAUACUUCUUAGAUCUUUUAAUGAUAGAGAAACAUCCGGUGAUGCUGGUAGGCACUGCUGGCUGCGGGAAGACAGUGCUCGUAGCCGAGAAACUUCUGCAACUGCCCGAGAACUAUGCAGUGUCUAAUGUUCCUUUCAAUUUUUACACAACUUCAGAAAUGCUGCAAAAGAUCUUAGAGAAGUCGUUGGAGAAGAAAGCUGGCAGAAACUAUGGACCGCCAGGUAACAAGACUCUGGUUUACUUCGUCGACGACAUGAAUAUGCCUGAAGUGGAUGGUUACGGAACGGUUCAACCUCACACUAUGAUUCGUCAACACCUGGAUUACGGUCACUGGUACGACAGAACGAAACUAACACUGAAGGAUAUCCAUAACUGUCAGUAUGUCAGCUGUAUGAACCCCACGGCUGGUUCAUUCACGAUCAAUCCGAGACUGCAAAGACAUUUCUCGGUGUUCGCUGUCAGUUUUCCAAAUACUGACUCUUUGACGACGAUCUAUGCCUCUCUUCUGUCGCAACAUUUGUCGAACGUCGAACACAGGUUUCCUUUAUGCGUUACGGAAUUAUGCAACAACAUAGUGCAAGCCUCGAUCCAGUUGCAUCACCGUUGCGCCCAAAUGUUUCUUCCAACAGCGGUGAAGUUUCACUACAUCUUCAAUCUCCGCGAUCUGUCAAACUGUUUCCAAGGAUUGUUGUUCAGCGGCAACGAAUGCUUGCAGUCCUCUAUAGAUCUGAUCAGACUUUGGAUGCACGAGACGCAUCGCGUUUAUGGGGACAAAUUAACGGACGAGAAGGACAUCGAGAGUUUCUCGAAAUUACAGUUGGACAUCUUAAAGAAGAACGUGGAAGAAGUCGACGAGGGGGCCAUUUUGGAGAAACCAAAUAUCUACUGCCACUUUGCAGGUGGCGUUGGGGAGCCAAAGUACAUGCCAGUGAAGGAAUGGGCGACGUUGCAUCGUUUGCUAUCAGAAGCAAUGGUCAGCUACAAUGACCUAGUGGCUGCCAUGAACUUGGUGUUGUUCGAGGACGCCAUGAUGCACGUCUGUCGCAUAAACAGAAUCCUGGAAUCGCCCAGAGGCAGCGCUCUUCUAGUUGGCGUGGGAGGGUCUGGCAAGCAAAGUUUAUCGCGAUUGGCUGCUUUCAUAAGCACGCUGGAGGUUUUCCAAAUUCAACUAAAGAAGGGUUAUGGGAUCACUGAUCUCAAAUUGGAGCUCGCUGUUUUGUACAACAAGGCAGGCCUGAAGAACGUGGGCCUUGUUUUUUUGAUGACAGACGCUCAGGUGGCUAACGAGCAGUUCCUUGUUCUGAUCAACGACAUGCUUGCUUCUGGCGAGGUACCUGAUCUGUUCGCCGAGGACGAGGUGGAAAAUAUAAUUGCAGGCGUCCGUAACGAGGUGAAGGGCGCAGGUAUGCUAGACACACGCGAGAACUGCUGGAAGUUCUUCAUCGACCGGGUGCGCAGACAGCUACGAAUAGUUCUCUGCUUCUCCCCGGUUGGCUCGACUUUAAGGGUCCGCUCGAGGAAAUUCCCGGCGAUAAUAAAUUGCACGGCGAUAAACUGGUUCCACGAAUGGCCGCAAGAAGCUUUGAUGUCUGUGUCGAAGAGAUUCCUGCAGGAGUUGGACGAACUUCCCGAGAGUUAUAGGGACUCGGCGGCGAAAUUCAUGGCUCACGCACACACCAGUGUGAACACAGCCAGCCGGCAUUACUUGGCCAGCGAGCGUCGUUACAAUUACACCACGCCGAAAUCGUUCCUAGAGCAGAUCAGUCUGUACACAAGACUGCUGAAGACGAAGUCGAGCGAGCUUCGAGCCCGGGUCGCCAGGCUGGAGAACGGUUUGGAGAAGCUUCGUUCGACGGCGGUGCAGGUGGACAAGCUGAAGGAGAAGCUAGCUGUUCAGGAGGUGGAGUUGCAGCAGAAGAACGACGCCGCCGAUGCGUUGAUCGCGAUCGUGGGCGUGGAGACGGAGAAGGUUCAGAGGGAGAAAGCUAUAGCCGACGAAGAGGAGUCGAAGGUCGCCAUCAUCGCGGAGGAAGUGUCGAAGAAGCAGAAAGACUGCGAGGCGGAUCUACUGAAAGCGGAACCAGCAUUACUGGCCGCCCAAGAGGCGCUGAAUACAUUGAACAAGGCGAAUUUAACCGAGCUGAAGUCGUUCGGUUCGCCGCCUGGAGCCGUGACGAAUGUAACGGCAGCGGUGAUGGUCCUCUUGGCACCGUCCGGGAAAGUACCCAAGGACAGAAGCUGGAAGGCCGCCAAGAUCGUGAUGGCAAAGGUCGACACGUUCCUCGAUUCGUUGAUCAAUUACGACAAGGAGAACAUUCAUCCGGAGGUGAUCAAGGCAAUACAACCGUACCUGAAGGACUCGGAGUUCGAGCCGGAAUUCGUUCGAUCGAAAUCAGCAGCGGCUGCCGGUCUCUGUGCCUGGGUGAUCAACAUCAUCAAGUUCUACGAGGUGUUCUGCGACGUGGAACCGAAACGCAAAGCAUUGGCGCAAGCGAAUGCGGAGCUGGCCGCCGCUCAGGAGAAACUGGGCGUGAUCAAACGGAAAGUUGUUUCACUGGAGGAACAAUUAGCAAAGCUAACCGCGGACUUCGAGCAGGCGACCGCCGAGAAGUUGAAGUGCCAACAAGAGGCGGACGCCACUAACGCUACGAUCGCACUUGCUAACAGGCUGGUCGGAGGGCUCGCGUCGGAGAACGUCCGAUGGGCGGAUUCAGUGGCGAAUUUCAUGCAACAAGCCUCCACGCUGCCCGGCGACGUACUGCUCGUAACAGCUUUCAUAUCGUACGUCGGCUGCUUCACCAAACAGUUCCGACAGGAUCUGCUGUACAAGCAAUGGCUGCCGUUUCUGCGUGGUAUCGAGCCAACGGUCCCUAUCACAGAGGGGUUAGACCCUCUGUCUUUGCUGACGGAUGACACUCAGAUCGCUAAAUGGAAUAACGAGGGACUACCGAACGAUAGGAUGUCGACAGAGAACGCUACGAUCCUUACGAGUUCGGAUCGUUGGCCGUUGAUGAUCGAUCCUCAGCUCCAGGGUAUUAAAUGGAUCAAGCAGAAGUACGGGGAAGAACUUCGGGUCAUUAGGAUGGGCCAAAAGGGUUACUUGGAUGUCAUCGAGCAGUCCCUGGCAACCGGAUCGACGGUUCUCGUCGAGAACAUCGGCGAAACCGUAGAUCCGGUGCUAGAUCCUCUGUUAGGCAGAAACUUGAUUAAGAAGGGUCGCGCGAUUAAGAUCGGCGACAAGGAGGUCGAGUACAAUCCGCUGUUCAGGUUAUUAUUACACACGAAGCUGGCUAAUCCCCAUUACAAGCCCGAGAUGCAGGCUCAAACUACGCUAAUUAAUUUCACGGUGACGAGGGACGGUCUUGAGGAUCAAUUGCUCGCGGAGGUUGUGAAAGCCGAGCGGCCGGAUCUCGAGGAGCUGAAGGCUGAGCUCACCAGACAGCAGAAUGACUUCAAGAUUACGCUCAAUAGUUUGGAGGACUCUCUACUGUCGAGAUUGUCAUCGGCUGGCAGCAACGUUCUGGGGGACACGUCGUUGGUGGAGAACUUGGAGACGACCAAGAGAACCGCGGCGGAAAUCGAAUCGAAGGUCACGGAAGCACACGGGACCAGCCGUGAGAUCGACGCCGCACGAGAAUUGUAUCGACCGGCCGCAGCCAGAGCCUCUCUCCUCUACUUUAUCCUGAACGAUCUGAACACCAUCAAUCCAAUCUAUCAAUUCUCCUUGAAAGCUUUCAGCGUGGUGUUUCAAAAAGCCAUCUCGAAGGCGGAUCCCGCCGCGGACGUCGCCGGUAGAGUGAAGAAUCUGAUCGAGUGUAUCACCUACUCGGUGUUCAUGUACACGACCAGAGGGUUGUUCGAGUGCGACAAACUCAUCUUCGCCUCUCAGAUGGCGUUCCAGAUACUGUUAGUGAGGAACGAGGUGACCGUCGGCGAGCUCGAUUUCCUUUUACGGUUUCCCAUAACGCCUCACGUCACCUCGCCCGUCGACUUUCUCACCAAUACCAGCUGGGGCGGAAUCAGAAGCCUGGCCAGCCGGGAGGAAUUUCGUAAUCUAGACAGAGACAUAGAGAGCUCAGCGAAGCGAUGGAAGAAACUGGUGGAAUGCGAAUGCCCGGAACGGGAGAAAUUCCCGCAGGAGUGGAAGAAUAAAACGACCAUACAGCGUCUGUGCAUGCUGAGGGCUUUGCGCCCCGACAGAAUGACUUACGCGAUCGCUGCGUUCAUCGAGGAGAAGCUGGGGCCCAGAUACAUCGAGGGCAGGACGGUCGAGUUCGCGAAGUCCUUCGAGGAGACCAGUCCGUCCACUCCGAUCUUUUUCAUCCUAUCCCCGGGAGUGAAUCCACUGAAGGACGUGGAAGACCUAGGUCGUCGACUGGGUUACACCCUGGACAAUCAGAAUUUCCACAAUGUGUCCCUGGGCCAAGGACAAGAGGCUGUCGCGGAACAGGCAAUGGACAUGGCGGCUAAGAACGGUCAUUGGGUGGUGUUGCAGAAUAUACAUCUGGUAAAAAAGUGGCUCCCGUUGCUGGAGAAAAAACUAGAAAUCGCUGCGGACGGUUCCCAUUCGGAGUACCGUGUGUUCAUGAGCGCUGAACCAGCCAGCACGCCCGCGGGACACAUCAUCCCUCAAGGCAUCCUCGAGUCGUCAAUUAAGAUCACGAACGAGCCGCCGACAGGGAUGCAGGCGAAUCUGCACAAAGCCCUGGACAAUUUCACUCAAGAGACCCUCGAGAUGUGUAGCAAGGAGGCCGAGUUCAAGGCGAUCCUGUUCUCCCUCUGCUAUUUCCACGCGGUCGUCGCCGAGCGACGGAAAUUCGGCCCGCAGGGGUGGAACAAAAUCUACCCCUUCAACGUCGGGGAUCUUCACAUCAGCGUGAGCGUGCUCUAUAAUUACCUGGAAGCGACGUCCAAGGUGCCCUGGGAGGACUUGAGGUAUUUGUUCGGGGAAAUUAUGUACGGAGGACACAUUACCGACGAUUGGGACAGGAGACUCUGCGUGUCCUACUUGGAGGAGUUGAUGCAACCAGACUUGGUCGACGGAGAGCUACAAUUAGCGCCAGGAUUCCCAGCGCCUCCGAAUACAGAUCUAGUUGGCUACCACUCCUACAUCGACGAGGCAAUGCCUCCAGAAUCACCGUACCUGUACGGCCUCCAUCCGAACGCAGAGAUUGGUUUCUUGUCAAUGACAGCGGAGAAUCUCUUCAAAACUGUCUUCGAGAUGCAACCCAGAGACGCGGGCAGUUCUGGGGGGCAAACGGUGACCAGGGAAGAUAAGGUGAAGCAAAUAUUAGAUGAGAUAAUGGAGAAACUCCCGGACGAGUUCAACAUGACCGAGAUAAUGGGCAAGGUGGAGGAAAGGACGCCGUACGUGAUCGUGGCGUUCCAAGAGUGCGAACGGAUGAAUUAUUUGACGAUAGAGAUCAAACGAUCCCUUCGUGAACUGGAUCUAGGUCUGAAGGGUGAGCUGACCAUCACAUCGGACAUGGAGGACCUGGAGAAUGCGUUGUUUCUCGAUCAAGUACCACCCGUAUGGGCCCAAAGAGCCUAUCCCUCUUUGCUGGGCUUAGCUGCUUGGUUCGUCGACUUGCUAUUGCGAAUCAGGGAGCUGGAAACUUGGUCCACGGACUUCGUGCUACCAUCCUCUGUCUGGCUGGCUGGAUUCUUCAAUCCCCAAUCCCUAUUAACCGCUAUCAUGCAGUCCACGGCUAGGAGACAGGAGCUCCCUCUCGACAAGAUGUGUCUGCAGUGUGACGUGACGAAAAAGAACAAAGAGGAAUUCACCUCGGCACCCAGAGACGGGGCCUACAUCCACGGAAUUUUUAUGGAAGGCGCGAGAUGGGACGUUCAAACCGGGAUCAUCGUCGACUCGAAACCUAAAGAACUGUUCCCAGCGAUGCCGGUGAUCAACGUCCGCGCGAUCACACAGGAUAAACAGGAUCUACGGAACAUGUACGAGUGUCCUGUCUACAAAACACGGACACGAGGGCCCACUUACGUGUGGACCUUCAACCUCAAGACGAAGGAGAAGCAGGCUAAGUGGACCCUGGCCGGUGUUGCACUGUUGCUUCAAACAUAA
This is a messenger RNA of Dufourea novaeangliae, 13617 nucleotides long. It is a transcript of the gene Dhc93AB, whose product is annotated as dynein beta chain, ciliary. Gene Ontology annotation, cellular component: dynein complex. Gene Ontology annotation, biological process: microtubule-based movement. The record is from RefSeq and is a predicted model, not a curated record. The transcript has 36 exons. Bases 1 to 13617 code for a protein of 4538 amino acids. Gene Ontology annotation, molecular function: minus-end-directed microtubule motor activity; ATP binding; dynein intermediate chain binding. NCBI's taxonomy places the organism in Eukaryota, Metazoa, Arthropoda, Insecta, Hymenoptera, Halictidae.